This is a messenger RNA of Colius striatus (speckled mousebird), 3100 nucleotides long. RefSeq names its product M-phase specific PLK1 interacting protein (gene MPLKIP). The coding region runs from base 230 to 793 and encodes 187 amino acids. The record is from RefSeq and is a predicted model, not a curated record. The transcript has 2 exons. Gene Ontology annotation, cellular component: midbody; nucleus; centrosome. Lineage: Eukaryota; Metazoa; Chordata; Aves; Coliiformes; Coliidae.
GUCCGCCGCGCCGGAGGCUGGGCUGAGCGCCGCGGCGCCGCGCGGGUAUCGCCUUCCCCGCCCCGGAACGCUUUGAGCCCGGAACCUUGUGGCUGGCCGGCGGGGAAAAGGGGGAAAGAGAAAAAGGCAGAAGCGGCGGCGCCCCGCCGAGGCGGCCGUGUGGCGACGGUAUUGCGCAGGUUCCGUUCCUCUCCGCCAUCGCCCGGCCCGGCCCGGCCCGGCUUGGACCAUGUACCGGCAGAGCUUCCGUCCUCCGACGCCUCCGUACGUGGGCAGCGGCUUCCGGAGCCCUCCGUCCGGCGGAGGCCCUGUGCCGCCGUCCCCGCGGGCCUACGGGAGCCCCUACCACACGCCGCCCUACGGCCACCGGCCUGGGCCUUACGGCGGCGGCCACUCGCCUCGAGGCCUCGGAUUCCCCGGCGGCGGCGGGCGGUUCGGGAGCCCGUCACCCGGGGGGCAGACCCCGCGCAGGCCGGAGAGCGUCAGCCCCCGGUACCUGGCUCCUUACGGCGGCAAAUCCCCAGCCGGGGCUCCCCUGCACCCGCAGCAGCUCAGGCGCUCGCCCGGGGGCUUCCAGAAGCACUAUCAGGGAUCACCCAGGACAUCUACUCCAUUUGGUACAGCGCAUGGCAGAGAGAAAAGAGUGUCUAAUGAUGUGGAAAACUAUUACAGACCUUCAAUGCUUGAGGACCCCUGGGCUGGCCUAGAGCCAGUUUCUGUUACAGACAUAAACCAACAAUACAGCAGUGAGCAAACAACAUAUACUGGUAAAAAAGGGAGGUAUUUCAGCUAACACUUUUAAAGGCCAAAUAACUCCAUCUUGUCAGGAAAACUUUGGGACAAAAUCUUUACACUUAACACAAGAUGAACAAUAACCAAGACUUUAGAUAAUGCUUUUAUUUGGUCACACAUCCACCCUUUUAUCCUACUUUUUUUUGAAUUGCAUUGGAUAUUUUUAUGUGUGAGAGGGAAAAGGAGUUGUAGGAAAACAAACUUACAUUUCUGGCUCCGUGGAAGUGCCUACCAGCUUUGAAGAACAAAGUGUUCUUUAAUCACCAGCGACUGAUUUGUGACUGUUAAAAGACGUUUCCGUAUCUUUACCUCUUCCAUGCCAGAUUGUUAGCCUUUUAUUGUAAACUUGUUUAGGAAAUGGUAUUUUUUUAUGUUUCAAUAUUUUUAGAAUGAAAUCACUUGGAAAUGAAAUAAAGUUUUGUAAACCCUUGUUUUGUAAUGUAUAAAGAUUAUUUUAGGACUUUUGUUAAGGUGUAUGCGUUAACACAAAUAGUACUAGUGAAAUCAGGUGACUGCUGUAAAUGUGCUUGUAUGCUGUAGUAUUUUUUGUUCAUUGUAGUGCAACGUGAAGUUGAAACGUGACUUUGAGCCAUCUCAGGAAACAAAUGUGUUGUCUUCGGAACGUUUCAUUUGUUGAACUGGCUCCUGAGUUGAUUAACGUAAUUCUGUAAUCAUUUGCUUUUUGUAUUUAAAAAGAAAACCUUAUUUGAAACAAUUAGACGUUUCUGAAUUAUAGUAACAAGCCUGUUCAGUGGCAGUUUAAGUCUAAGGAGCAAGUAAAAGGUGAAGAUCAAAGAAAUGCAAAUGUACUUCUGGAUCCGCUUGUUUAGGAUAGCACAGAGUGAACAGCAGUUUGGUACACAGUUGACAUGAGUACAUGCAUAGCAGCUUUUUUUCUUACCUGUGGAAGAUUUUUCUUCUUAGACUUAUUUUCAUUUUUACCUGUGAGAGGUAUCUUUGCCUACAGUAGUCUUGCUUCGGGUGCAUGCAUGCUAUAUUUUUAUACUGAAGAGGAAAACAAUGAGGGGGGUUUUUUUAGAGCUUGUCUGUACAUAGACGAUCUAUUCUUAAAUCCACUAGCAAAUACUGUAAUCUAGAAUAAAUAAGAAAUAGUUCCAGGCGUGCUCUUAACGUGCUAUGUAAGCCUGCAGUAGAUAUGUACGUUUUUGUUGAUGGUAGCAUUAUUUGUUUGUUGAUCUUGGCUUUUAAGCAGUAGGCAGAGGCUGAAAACUUACUUAAAAAUAAGUAAAAGCAUUAGUUCAGGUUUCAACACAUACAUUUUCCUAUGAUCUUCUUACAUACUUCACAGAAAACAUCUAUUUGUAGUCCUGAGGCACGGUUAGGUAGAAAGCACAGGGAAUCACAUUAGACUGUUCUCGAUAACGUGUCUGUUGCUGAGCUAGAAUAGUGCUAUGUACUACUUGAUCUAUUUCAGCAUCAAAUGUCUUUGGUUUUGGUUCAUGCUGCCUUCAGGAACAACUUCAAACUGGAAAUAGGAUGUUUUUCUUCCUUUUUUGAAAACUUUGUCAGAUGCUGCAAAGCUCACCAAAAAAACGUACAGGGUGCUUAACCAAGUCACUUCUUUACUGGUUUCUUUGUAUUUCAAUGCAGUUUACUUUCUGCAAUGUUUGGUGACCUUGGGGAAACAGAUGAUUUUAUUUAAGAGACUAAAGCUACAAUAUUUUCCCAGUUAGACAUGAGAAGAAACUGGGUUUGGAAAGGAGAAAAUAAAGGAAGAGGAUUGAUGUCAGAAGUGAGACCUUUAGAGGUGGGACUGCUUGUAGCCAAUAUCAUCUGCCCUUGCACAUUGCAGAGAUGCAUUUUUUUCACUUUGGAUUUGCAGUUGACCCAGGAAUCAAAGCCAGCCACCUCUGGUAAUAUCUGUUAACUUCUGGAACCAGGUGUCAAAUAUCCACAAAGGUAAAUGGUGCAGAAAGAGGAUUGAGGAAGUAAUCUUGAAGCAUUCUGUUUUACCAGUAGCGGUCUUCCACAAUGCUAUCUCUUAAGCUGCUGCUCCAGUAUACUUCAGGAUAUGACCCAGUAUACUUCAGGAUAUGACCCAACAAGUAUAAGUAUGUUAUAGUGCUAAAGACUCAAGUGAUUUGGUCAAGAAUAAGCAAGGAAUUAAAAUGUAGAAGUUAUAAAUGUACUAACCUCACCGUACUGCACCAAAAACUUCACAGUUAUUCACCUCUCCAGCUUCUAGAGGUUCUGCAAUUACAGUAAUUUUUAAAACUGUCAUUGUUGAAUAGCUGUAAAAUGCAUGAACGUGUGUUCAGAACUAUAAAUAUAAUGUACUUAAAGCCAA